UAAGUGGGGUUGGGCCCGGGGUCUGGCUUAGCCGAGCCACCCGGGCAUCCUUGGACCUCGCCUAGCCCGCCGCCCCUCGCCUCUGCCAGCCGCGAGCUCUCGGCCGGGCUGGAUAAGGUUAUGAGGCUUCCGUGGACGGAGGAAGGGAGGCGGGUCCGAGCCCGCGCCCCGGCCGAGGGGGAGUUGCCACAAUUGGCAGCUCUGGCCCUGGCCACAUCCCUGUUGCGGGUCGGUGAGCGCGGGCGGCCGAGCGCAGCCUGUGCUGGGCUGUCAUGGCGUGGCAGAGGCCUCCGCGGAGGGGCUGCGGCUCCCUGCAGCGGUGUCUGCUCGGCGCCGCGCUGCUGCUCGGCCUGCGGCUCUGCGCGGAGCUGCGGCGUGCAAGUCUCAGGCCCCCGGCCAGCAGUGCUCCGCCAGGCCGGGCACCACGGCCCCCCCGGCCGCACCUGCCGCCGGCGCCCGGCCUGCAGCGUGGCGCCAGCUGGAGGCAGGUGACCUACGUGCGCAGCGGGCGCCGAGCGCCGCCGGGGGGCGGUGGGAGUGGGACACCGAAGCCCUGCUGUGCCCCACACGGGAGUCCCCGCCGCAAGGGUCCCCGGUGGCAUAUAGAUCUCCAGCCUUGGGCAGGCCCUGCUCGGUCCCUGGAUGAAGAAGCCUUGAGGUUCCUGAGAUAUAUCAGCACCAUUCAGAUUGCAUGUGAUCACAUGAGCACAGACAGCCUGGCUACUGACUCCAGCCCUACAAAAAAGCCCUGGUCAGUCUGUCUUGAUGACAGGUUUGGCUUAGCUCAUCAAAUCCAUAGCAAGCAGUGCCGCCUCUAUUCUUUAGGGCUGGGAAGUGAUGAUACCCAUUUUGAGGUUGGCAUGGCCAAUGACGGAUGUGAAGUGCAUCGUUUUGAUCCUAGUGUUAAAUCAGCUCACGUUCUGGAAAACGAGCGUCUUUGGUAUCACCGCUUGUCCAUCGACUGGCGGGACCCCCACCCAGCUGUUGCUGCCCAAAAACCGUACAGCAACACCAGAAAACUGGGGACCAUUUUGAAUGAAUUUGGACAUCACAAGAUUGACAUUCUCAAAGCAGAUCUGGAAAGCGCAGAAUGGAAAGUUUUGGAAAAUCUUAUUCUGGAAGAUGUCCUUGAACAAAUUGGACAGCUCAUCUUCGAGAUCCAUCUCCACUGGCCCGGGUUUGAGGUCAGUGGCAGCGACAGCAGUGUUGUGCGGUUCUGGUACAGCCUCCUCAAAGAGUUAGAACUACAGGAUUUCAGGCUUUUUCACAGUUACAAAGAUUUAUCUAAACCUCAGAUAUUCCUGAGGAAAAAUAUUUUCAAUGCUAGUAGCUGUUAUACUCUGAGUUGGGUGAAUACAAGAUGGAAAUAGGUUACAGAAUCUCACCAAGAAUUCAAGGAAAUGUUUGCAGCAUGGAACAUGUCCAUGAUUCUAGUUACUAGUUUACUUGUCCAGUCUCCCAUUAGUUUGAGCCCUGCUGGAGGCAGGGGUUGUGUUAUUGGCAUUGUAGUAGGUAUAGCCUGGUGCCCAACACAUGCUAGGGGCAUAGUUAACACUUAUUGAGGGGUCGGACAAAGGAGCACCAUUGAAGUCAGCAUCCAUGGAGUUCCCAUCAUGGAGCAAAGGUAAUGAACCCACCUAGGAUCCAUGAGAUGUGGGUUUGAUCCCGGGUCUCAAUCAUUGGGUUAAGGAUCCAG
Molecule: messenger RNA, 1696 nt
Organism: Phacochoerus africanus (Common warthog)
Lineage: Eukaryota; Metazoa; Chordata; Mammalia; Artiodactyla; Suidae
Gene: METTL24
Product: methyltransferase like 24
Exons: 5
Coding region: 273-1370 (365 amino acids)
Source: RefSeq, a predicted model, not a curated record